This is a messenger RNA of Staurois parvus, 735 nucleotides long. NCBI's taxonomy places the organism in Eukaryota, Metazoa, Chordata, Amphibia, Anura, Ranidae. The record is from the annotation of a GenBank genome assembly.
UCUGAUCCUGCUCUUUUACCUGGUGUUCUAUGGCUUCCUGGCCGGACUCUUCACCCUGACUAUGUGGGUGAUGCUGCAGACACUGGACGACACACUGUUCCUAAAUAUCGUGAUCGGGUUUCCUCUCCAGGUCUUAUGAUUUCCCCUAAAUCAGCCGGAUUGGAACUCACUUUUAGUAAAGGCGAAAAGAGUUCAUAUGACGGCUAUGUGAGAGCUCUUCAUGCUUUCCUAACGCCAUACAACGACAGCCUACAAGCCUCAAAUGUGCAAUGCCCGCAAGGCCACUAUUUUGAACAGGAAGGGGAAGAGAAAAAACAGUCCUGCCAGUUUAACAGGUCCUCCCUGGGACCCUGCUCCGGGCUGGAAGGAAAUGAGUUUUUUGGGUACAAUGAAGGAAGCCCCUGUGUGAUUGUCAAGAUGAACAGGAUAAUUGGACUAAAACCGCUAGGAAAUCCUAAAAUAAACUGUACUUCUAGGCAGGUAGAAAACGUCAGCCUGCAGUAUUACCCUGAAUACGGGAAGAUAGAUUUGAUGUACUUUCCGUAUUAUGGAAAGAAAACUCAUUUGCAAUACGUGCAGCCUUUGGUUGCAGUGAAAAUCACACCUUCCAAUUCUACCGGUUCGUCAGAGAUAGUGCUAGAGUGCAAGCUUCAUGGCUCUCCUAACCUGAAGAACGAGGACGAGAGAGACAAGUUCCUUGGCCGAGUCAAUUUCAGAGUCCAAAUUAGGGAUUAA